GGUGAGCGCGUUCAAUUCUCUCAGUUGACCUCGAGGACCGUGGGCUGACUCGGUCCGCCUAAGCUGUGGGCCCGGUCCCCUGAGGCUGGUGCGGAUGCCGGGACAAGGCGGGCAGCACGAAAAUCGAGAGCCAGGCUCGAGCACCAAACGCCCGGAUUUCGAUACACACGCGCGACGAUUGGAGAGUUGGAGCCCGGCGAGGAUUGGGACCGCCGUGGGACACCUGGACUCCGCAGAUUUUGCCAGCCGCGGUAGCCUGACGUAUUUGUCCGUCUGACCUCCUUUAUAUACGUCUCGCCUUCGGACGGGCGCGAGUUCUUUUCCUACCAGCCGUAACGCCAUGCCCGCCGUAGUCGACGCUGCCGUUCCCGAGGACGUGCAGGAGAGCCUCGCGUCCCAUUUGGACGGGGCGAUCUACUCGGACCGGGAUCAAUCUCAAUGGCGAAAUUGCAGGUUCGAUGGCGGGGACAUAGCGUUCAUUGCAGUGGCUGGCAUCCUCGUAUUCUUCAUGGUACCUGGGCUGGCCUUUCUGUAUUCGGGGCUGGCCAGGCGGAAGAGUGCUCUCACUCUGGUGUGGGCAGUAGCGGCGAGCAAUGCCGUCGUGAUCUUCCAGUGGUGGUUCUGGGGCUACUCGCUAGCGUUCUCGCCGACUGCGACGAACGGUUUCAUCGGCAACCUGCGGAGCUUCGCCCUUCGGAAGGUCUUGGACGACCCCAGUCCCGGCUCGCCGCUCAUCCCGGAGCUGCUGUACAGUUUCUACCAGAUGGAGUUCGCGUGUGUCACGGUUGGCAUCCUCAUGGGUGCACUCGUGGACCGUGGCCGCGUGAUGCCUGCCAUGAUCUUCACGUUCGUCUGGGUGACUCUCGUGUACUGUCCGCUCGCCUGCUGGGCCUGGAAUCCGAAUGGCUGGGGAUAUACUUGGGGUGUUCUCGACUACGCCGGUGGAGGUCCCGUCGAGAUCGGUAGCGGUGUCUCCGGGAUCGCCUACGCGUGGGUGCUCGGCCGGCGGAGCGAGCGCGAGCUGCUCAACUUCCGGCCGCACAAUGUCUCGUUCGUCUAUCUCGGCACGGCGAUGCUCUGGUUCGGUUGGCUGGGCUUCAACGGCGGCAGCGCGUUCGGCGCGAACCUUCGCGCCAUUCUUGCGAUUUGGAACUCGAUGCUCGCGGCGGCGAUGGCUGGCAUUGUCUGGUGCGCGCUGGAUUUCCGUCUUGAGCGCAAGUUUACGAUGGUCGGCUUUUGCUCUGGGACGAUUGCGGGUCUGGUCGCUGCUACCCCGGCCUCGGGGUACAUUCCGCAGUGGGCUGCCUUUGUGAUGGGUAUUGUUGUCGGUGCUGUAGCCAACUAUGCCACGAAGAUCAAAUUCCUUCUCCGCAUCGACGAUGCCCUUGAUCUCUAUGCUGAGCAUGCCAUUGGCGGUGUCGUCGGUCUCAUUUUCAACGCUCUUUUCGCCGACAGCGCGCUCAUCGCGCUCGACGGCGUCAACACGUCUGUUCCGGGAGGGUGGAUCGAGGGCAACUGGAAGCAGCUCUACAUCCAGGUCGCCUACAUCUUCGCAACAUGCGGCUACGCCUUCGUCGUGACCGCUCUCAUCGCCAAGGCCAUCGAUGUUAUCCCUGGUCUGGCCCUGCGCACGAACCCAGAGAUGGAGGCGAUUGGUAUGGAUGACGCCCAGAUUGGUGAGUUCGCGACGGACUACAUCGAAGUUCGCCGGCACUACUCGGACUGGACGCCGUCGGCCAACGGAAAGGGUUCUGACACGAAGGUGUCUGAGACGGACUCUCGCACGCCACUCGCUGCGGGCGACCGGCAUGGGCGACCGGAUCUAUCUGCCGAGGGGCCUAAGGAGGGCGGGAGGAGCCAUACACCAUCGAGAGAACGGAGUCUGGAGAGGGGUGUGGAUGCCCUGCGCUGGGGCCGAAAGAGCUCUGACGAGGGACGGGCGCACUUCACAGCGGGCGACCGACAUGGGUCGACUGAGCUGGCACCCCGGAGUAGGAGUCGAGGAAGGGCUGGCACGAAACCUGACCUCGAACCAAUCACCGAGAAGGAGAAUGGGGCGCCAGAGAAGCAUGAAUGAAUGGGUGGUGUCACGAAUAUCACGACGACGAAGGCCUGCACGGAUGUUAGAUCUUCUUCGAGUCCCUUCGGCGUGCCUGCCGCGUCGAGCACAGCGUUUGUAAAAGUACUCAACAUAACAUUGUCUAACAUCUGCAUACAGUACGCCGUUUUGUAUCGUAACCUAUGGGUCAGCCUAGAUGCCGAUACCUGUACUAGGCUCCGUCGAUUUUUUGCAUUAAUAUUGCUGUCAACUUGCAUGGCUCAGACCACUCCUACCCGGGCU
Fomitopsis serialis is the source of this 2341-nucleotide messenger RNA. RefSeq names its product ammonium transporter AmtB-like domain-containing protein. Gene Ontology annotation, molecular function: ammonium channel activity. Lineage: Eukaryota; Fungi; Basidiomycota; Agaricomycetes; Polyporales; Fomitopsidaceae. Bases 341 to 2077 code for a protein of 578 amino acids. Gene Ontology annotation, biological process: ammonium transmembrane transport. The record is from RefSeq and is a predicted model, not a curated record. The transcript has 7 exons. Gene Ontology annotation, cellular component: plasma membrane.